AUGAGUGGACAGGCAGCAAGUUAUUAUAAUCCGGGCCAAAGCUUCGUUGAGGGCCAACCCCAGCCGCCGCAGCAACAGCAACCGGUGUACAACAUCUACGAUCCCAAUCAGAAUAACUACCAGGAUAACAAUGGCUACCAAAGGGGUCCCGAACGUAAACCACCACAGGGACCGCCGCAGGGGCCGCCACCAACGUACAAUCAGGCCGUCUAUGGGUUUGACGAGGCUUUCAAGAUUGAGAAACCAAAGUUUAAUGAUCUCUGGGCAGGCCUCCUACUCAUAGCCGUCUUUCUGGGAUAUGUUGCGGUCUCGGGGGUCGCCAUCCACCGAUAUGCCAAGUACAAAGGGUUCAGUGGCGGUGGUAUCUAUGACUCGAGCAACACCUUCUCACUCAACACCAAUACCUUGGUGCUGUUCAUAUUCGUUCUCUGCGUGGCACUUGUAUUCUCCUGGGCCUAUUUUCUCGGGGCCAGGUACUUCCCCAAGCUCUUCAUUUGGGCUUCAGGUAUUCUGAACAUUGUCUUCGCCCUUGGAACCGGCAUAUACUACAUCACAAAGCAGCAGUACGGAGGGGGCAUUGUUUUCCUCGUCUUCGGCGUCUUUGCGAUUAUAUGCUUUAUUAGCUGGAUUCCGCGCAUUCCUUUCACCGCGUUUAUGCUGGAGACUUCGAUCGAUGUGUCCCGGCGCUACGGUCACAUGUUUUUGGUCAGCGCGAUUGGGGGUAUCGUGGCUGUGGCAUUUUCGGCGUGGUUUUCCGUGACCUUGGUCUCUAUUUAUGUCGCCUACGAGCCCAAUGGCAACGGCACCAACCCGGCCUGCCGCGAUGGCGGAUGCAGCACUGCCAGGGUGAUCGGCUUGGUUGUGUACGUGACGUUCGCCAUGUACUGGUUCAGCGAGUGGGUGAAGAACACCGUCCAUACGACUAUUGCCGGUGUCUACGGUUCCUGGUACUUCUUUAGCGGCUCGCCCAGGGGAAUGCCCCAGGGUGCGACUCGGGGGGCCUUCCGACGAGCCACAACGUAUUCGUUCGGCAGUAUUAGUUUUGGGAGCUUGAUCAUCGCCAUCGUCAACAUGCUUCGACAGGCCUGCUCUGUUGCGCAGCGUCAAGAAGCUGCGGAAGGUAGUAUAGUGGGCAGCAUUGCGUUCUGGAUCCUGGGAUGCUUUAUCUCGCUCCUGGAUUGGUUGGUGACAUUUUUCAACCGGUACGCAUUCUGCCAUAUUGCCCUGUACGGCAAGGCCUACGUCCCCUCGGCCAAGGAUACGUGGACCAUGAUGAAAGACCGGGGCGUGGACGCGCUCAUUAACGACUGUCUGAUUGGGCCCGUUCUAACCAUGGGCUCGGUGUUUGUCUCAUACGUAUGUGCCCUGCUGGCCUACCUGUAUCUGCACUAUACGCAUCCGGCGUACAAUCAGGGCGAUGAAUUUACCCCGGUAGUCAUGGCGUUUUCCUUUGUGAUGGGUCUCCAAGUGUGUCAAAUCUUCAUGACGCCGGUCAGUAGCGGUAUCGAAACGAUCUUUGCAGCGAUGGCCUGGGAUCCGCAGGUUUUGAUCCACGAUCACCCGGAUUUAUACUACCGGCUGGUUCAUCUGUACCCGAAGGUCCAGCAGGCCAUCCAUGCAUGA
Messenger RNA from Aspergillus tanneri, 1623 nucleotides. It is a transcript of the gene PNS1, whose product is annotated as choline transporter-like family protein. Lineage: Eukaryota; Fungi; Ascomycota; Eurotiomycetes; Eurotiales; Aspergillaceae. Gene Ontology annotation, molecular function: transmembrane transporter activity. The transcript has 2 exons. Gene Ontology annotation, biological process: transmembrane transport. The record is from RefSeq and is a predicted model, not a curated record. Bases 1 to 1623 code for a protein of 540 amino acids. Gene Ontology annotation, cellular component: plasma membrane.